GAAAUUUUUAGGCGCCAACACCAGCUGCCCGCCAACAGCAGCCCAAUCAGGAACUUUUGCCCUAGUUUGAUUGAGCCAAUAGCUAACCGCUACAUCUGCUUCUGUAUCCCUUGCUUGCUUGCUUGCCUGCCCCUAUAAAAACCCAGUAGUCUGUAAGCCAGGCGCGACUUCCACUUUGGCGGCUCUGCGUAGCCGCGAGACUACGGUCUCGUUUGGGAAGUUCGCCCCUGCGCAGGUAAAACUUGGCCAAUAAAUUUACCAUCAAACCGCUCUCAGUGUUCGGGGAUUCCUUUCGCUCGCAACUUGAAUACAACAUUUGGAGGCCCCAGCGAGAUCUAAGGAGUGUCUCCGGAGACUGAGACUACGAAGCCCGGAAUCGCGCUCGGGGCUAUGGGGGUCCACCGCCAGACCCAGAAGUCCUGCGAACUUUCAGUGAGAUUGAAUGGCCGUCUUUUGACGUAGGAUGGCCGACGGAGGGGACUUUUGAUCUGCCCCUCCUUUUCGCGGUCAGGCGGAUAGUAUAUGGGACCCCCCAUCCAGAUCAGAUGGUAUAUAUAGAUGUGUGGGUAGACAUAGCUACUGACCGCCCCGGUUACAUACGCCGGUGUCAGUCCAAUGGGCAGAGGAGGAGAAGGGCCAUCUGCGUGGCAACGGCGCCGAGGCAGGCUCCCCGUCUGCAGGCAGACAAAGGGUGCCGGCCUCAACGGGACCAGGCAGACGGGGAAGGGAAGAAGCUAUACCCUGUCUUGCCUGAAGUACCUGAGGACCCGCUGUUGGCCCCUUCCGCUCCUCCCCCAUAUCGCCAACCCCUGCCCGACUCCGCGAGCGGGGAAAGGGAGAGAGUCCAGAGCCCUCCCCAUACCCGCGGCGGUACUCAGUAUGGGGGUGAAAGUUUGGCGCCAAGACAGGAUGGCGCCGCCAUUUUGCUGGAAACGGUCGCGCCAAAACCAGGUGGCGCCGCCAUUUUGCCUCUCAGGGAGGUGCCGCCGGCUCCAGACGCCCCAUUACAUGCACCACCGCGGCUAAUAUAUGUCCCUUUCUCAACCAGUGAUCUAUACAAUUGGAAACUGCAAAAUCCCCCGUUUUCUGAAAAGCCCCAGGGAUUAAUUUCCCUGUUAGAGACCAUAUUUAGAACCCACCAGCCGACAUGGGAUGAUUGCCAGCAAAUUUUACAAACUUUGUUCACUUCAGAAGAAAGUGAUAGUUAAAUCUAAAUGAGCAGAAAUAUGUACAGAGGAUAUAAAAGUUUUAAACCUAGAGUAAAGGAAACUUCAACUACUUGUUUUCUGGUUUCAUGGGAAAAAGCAAAUUUCCCAUGUGCGGUUCUGUUUCUGAUUAGAAACCUGUAUUGAAGACCUAAGGAAGGUCACUGUAACCGGUUGGGGAGAAUGCUUUUGCCACCUGGGACCCAGGAAGGGUCAUUUGGGGCUGACGAGUGCUUCAGCCUGAGGCAAAGGGCAUGUCUCUGCCAUGAGACCGGAUUGGAAGAGAGCAAGUCUCUGCCAUUGGUUUUGCUUCUGAUCAGAAACCCUGUGUACCUGAAGACCUAGGGAAGGUCACCUGUAGCCGGUUGGGGAGAAUGCCUUUGCCACCCGGGACCCAGGAAGGGUCAAUUGUGGCUGAUGAGUGCUUCAGCCUGAGGCAAAGCAGCAUGUCUCUGCCAAGAGACCGGGCCUGAAGGAGCAUGUCUCUGUGAGGCACCAGUGGAAGCAUUGGUGCGAGAGAAUAUCUCUACCUGUAUUGUUUCAGAACACUGUGUUUCAGAUUUUGCUCUGUAUCUACUCUGAAAAGGAAAUUGAAGAUUCCAGGAAAGGUUGAAACUUCAUACUUUGUAAAAAAAGUGAACAAAAGAAGGUAUAAGAUAUGGAAAUGAAGAAGUUUUUUGAAUGUUGCUGAAGGGCUGUGAGAAGCUGUGAAGAUAGAAGAGAGUGUGUAAAAGGUUGUAGAAGUUUGCAAAAGUUUUGGAAAGGAAUUAUGUAAAGUUAGUAAUGGAAGGUAUAAAGCAUGGAGAUGCAAUCUUAGUGGAUAUCAGAAGGGAAAAAAGAUUUUCCAUUAUGCUUUAUAUUUUUCUCCCUACCUGAUCUCUCCAGAAUUGGCAUUCUAAAGGAGUAAGUGAUGACAAGGUUUCUUUGCAUAAAACCAAUAAGACCAGUCUUUAAUAGUGGUUUUGUUAACCAGGACUUUGACUGGAACAUCACGCCUGAAGGAGGCAUGUAUGUGUUCUGGUCGUUACCAGAAAGCUCAGAGGAACUGGGAUUGACCUGUGAAGCUAGUGAAAGCCCACAAGAAAAGCCUGGUACUUUAGUUGGUUGUGCGGUUCGUGCCAGUAUUUCUAGGGAAGGAACGAAGGUUGCUUUCCUGAAAGAUGGCUAAAAAGGAACCUGUAGGCACAAUGGAGGCUCAAGGACUUGAGCGAAACAACUGGUACAGGCAAAGCCAGAUGGCAGGUGUGUGGCUCUGCGUUUGUGCCCUGAGGGGCGGAGUGAGAAGUCAAUCUGAAGGUUCCCUGUGUCAGUUCCAGCAAAGUAGACUUAGGGAUCAUCAAUGAUCCAGGCUGCUCUUGGUGUGUUUAUGCAAACGAACAGUCAAAAUCAAAAGCGGGACCCAAAGUAGUCCCUGUAAAUAACAGUGAGGGUGAUCUUAGGGAGAAAAAUUAUAAUUCAAGGAAAAUCACAAUGCUCAGUAUUGGACAUCAGAAUGGCGCAGCUAAUUGUCUUGAAAGUUUGUUUUCAUUUGAAAGUUGAAACCAGGUUUGUGAUAUUAGAUGCACAAUUUACAGGUGCAAAGGAUCUUGCAAUGGAAUGUUUUCCCCAAAAGACAGUCUCACAGCGCAGAGACUGGUUUGGGAAUUGUUGUGUGAAUUAACCUGUGUGUUCUCUGUUUUCAUAGAGUGUAUGCCUAUGACCUGCCUAUGCCUGUGAGUGAUUGGUUGCAAUAUAGGCCUCACUUAAGGAGCCCAUCUUCAUCAUCACCCCCCUAAGACUCAACGGUUUGGCUGAACUAUGUAGUUGGGUUGGUGAAGGGCUGGGGCGGUCUGUGGGAUUCACUUGAAACUGAUUUUCCCUUUUCUGUCUUGAUGGCUUGGACAGAAAGGGCUCAGAAAUCUGAAAGGAGGGAAAUCUUAAUGUAUUCCCCUCAGCCUGAGUGAAGUAUAGUGGAGCACAAGAGUUUUUAGAUAGGUGUAGCAUGCCUCGUACACCUUCCACUGAAUAAGCCAUUCUUUACUGGAGUGUCUGCCUUUGUCAAUUAAUGGUUAUGAUUUAAUUGUGCUUCCAAUUUCUUGCCUAAUCUGUCACCUCCAGAAUAUGACCUGACCGGAAUGCCAACAGUUCAGUAAUGCCAGCCUUUGGACACCAAGCCUGCGACGUCCAGGUGACAGCCAACUGACCAGGACCCUGUAAGGUCUUUCCCCUUGCAGGAAGGACUCCCUCUGUGCUGCACUCCCCUCCCCUUUCAGGGCACCCCUGACCCCGGAGUACGUAGGACAGCGUCCAUUUUCAGCUCGAAGCAGUUACAAGAAGAUGAGAUCUGCGUCCCUUUUCCUUUAUAUAAUUAUAAAGUAGGUGGGGGGUGCCUGAGACAAAACCCCUUCCCGAGAACCCGGACCAGGACCAGAUGAAAGACUUCAAACAGUGUACAUUUGAAAGUACCCUUACAUUAGCAGAAUUCCAUGGACGAGGCACCUGUUAUCUGCUAGCGAACUAUACCCUUGCAGCCUCAAACUAUAGUGACUAUUGCCUUAACCAAGAGCAUUUGUCGAGAGACCCUAGGAAUUUGACUAUUACAUUAGCUCCAGAAGGACUAUGGUUUGUCUGCACUCAAGGUAUCUUCAAGUGUCUAGUACCAACUAACCCUGAGCUAUGUGUUAGUGCUUACAUCAUUCCCCAAGUGUACUUAUAUGGGGGAAACCCUGAUUUUCUGAUACAUGCCCCCAUUCGAGCCAAGCGAGUCCCAUUGCUAAUUCCCAUCGUCGCCACUAUCGGUGUCGUAGGGUCGGCUGCUGUAGGAGCAGGGGCAUUGAUCCAUGGGGAAAACAGUCUCAGGGCCUUGUCACAGACUUUCUCCAAAGACGUCUCCUUACUCCAAGAGCAAGUAGAAUAUUUAGAGCGCCAAGUAGACUCCCUAGCAGAAGUAGUACUCCAAAAUCGAAGAGGGUUAGAUCUAGUAUUCCUGCAACAAGGAGGAAUAUGUGCAGCUCUUGGAGAAGAUUGUUGUUUCUAUGCCAACCACUCAGGAAUAAUUAGAGAAAGUGUAAAAGUACUCACUAGACGACUUAAAAGUAGAGAACAAGAGGAUGAGUCGUCCUCCUGGUAUUCUUCCCUAUCUAAGACUUCCCCUUGGCUAACUACGUUGAUAUCGGCUCUAGCCGGACCCUUGAUCCUCCUCCUAUUAGCCCUGACCAUAGGCCCAAUAAUUCUAAACAAGCUCAUAGCCUUUAUUAAAGAUAGAAUAGAAACAGUAAAACUUAUGGUGUUGUCUCAGCCCUAUACAAUCCUCCCUCAAGAGGAGCAUGAGUCAAGGGUUUGACUAAUAAGAAAGAGAAGGAGGGAAUGUAGAGGCCUGCCCAAAUAAGGCUAGGAAAUUUUUAGGCGCCAACACCAGCUGCCCGCCAACAGCAGCCCAAUCAGGAACUUUUGCCUUAGUUUGAUUGAGCCAAUAGCUAACCGCUACAUCUGCUUCUGUAUCCCUUGCUUGCUUGCUUGCCUGCCCCUAUAAAAAACCCAGUAGUCUGUAAGCCAGGCGCGACUUCCACUUUGGCGGCUCUGCGUAGCCGCGAGACUACGGUCUCGUUUGGGAAGUUCGCCCCUGCGCAGGUAAAACUUGGCCAAUAAAUUUACCAUCAAACCGC
Molecule: messenger RNA, 4849 nt
Organism: Artibeus jamaicensis (Jamaican fruit-eating bat)
Lineage: Eukaryota; Metazoa; Chordata; Mammalia; Chiroptera; Phyllostomidae
Product: endogenous retrovirus group S71 member 1 Env polyprotein-like
Exons: 2
Coding region: 3616-4527 (303 amino acids)
Source: RefSeq, a predicted model, not a curated record